AUGAUCAGAAUAUUCUUAACCUUGGCGAUUUUGUGUGGCCUUUACAAUGUCAAUGAAGCCUACGGGAAAGCUACUUUAGAUAUAGAUAUGAAACUGAAGGCCCUUAAUAAACCUGCGGUCAAAACUAUCAAGAGUGAAGAUGGGGACAUUAUAGACUGUGUAGAUAUCUAUAAACAACAUGCUUUUGAUCAUCCCGCCUUAAGAAACCACAAGAUUCAG
Messenger RNA from Eruca vesicaria subsp. sativa (arugula), 219 nucleotides. NCBI's taxonomy places the organism in Eukaryota, Viridiplantae, Streptophyta, Magnoliopsida, Brassicales, Brassicaceae. The record is from the annotation of a GenBank genome assembly.